GAAUGUAGUCAAAACAAAGCGUGGAGUGGUUGGCCGUACGGAAGUGGUUUUGUCUCGAUGGAAACCCACAAUAGCAUGUGAAAAUGAGAGCUGCUACAUAUGUAAAAUUCAGUUAGCUCUCUUAAAAGCGUGUUUUACUUCAUUAACAGUUUUUCAAUAAUAUUACUUUGACAUCACCUGAACUACAUAAAGAACAGCUAGCUAGCUCGUUAGCUAGCUCGUAAACGCAAGCAGACAUGCCGUCCUACUCUGAAUUGAGGAAAACCAACUACUUCUACUACUUCAUCAAAUUUACAUUAAAUAUCUACUCAAUGCUCUUCUCGCUGAUGGGUCUUUGUGUGCUCUGUGUGGGGGUGUACGCUGAAGUGGAGAGGCAGAAGAAUCGAACCCUGGAGGGCCUUUUCCUGGCUCCUGCCGUGGUGCUCAUCCUGCUGGGCCUAGUGAUGUUCACUGUCUCUGUGGUGGGCAUGGUUGGAUCCCUCAGGGACAAUAAGACCCUGCUGCACAUGUUCCUUUGUGUUCUCUGUGUGUUGCUGCUUCUCCAGGCAGUUGCCCUCGCCACUGCUCUCAUCUUUGAAAAGAAGACAUCUGCCUUGUUUCAGAGCAGUAUACGAGAGGGUAUUAAACACUACUACGAUGAUCUGGACUUCAAAAACAUCUUGGACUACGUGCAACAAAAGUUUUCAUGCUGUGGAGGGGAUGAGUAUAAGGACUGGGGAGUCAACCAGUACCAUUUCUGCAAUGGAACUGGUCCCCUAGCCUGUGGGGUUCCAUACACCUGUUGUGUCCGCCAGAAGGUGGGAGAGGUCAUCAACACUCUGUGUGGUUACAAGACUCUGGAUCAAGAGCGUCAAACCCUGCACGAGGUGAUCCAUGUGCGAGGAUGCAUCCAUGCGGUCAACCUCUGGAUGAGCGACAACAUUGGAAUAACCGUUGCACUCUGCUGUGCCAUUGGGCUGCCACAGCUCCUGGGCAUCAUCCUGAGCUGCGUGUUCUGGAACCUGCUGGUGGACAUGAGCAAGUCGACUGACAUGGUUGACUUCAAGCUGAAGAAGGCUGAGUUUAAGUAUAGCGAGCUCGACCGUGCUGGCUGGUGUAUGGGCCUGCCGAGGGACGGCGGCUACCUGCCCGUCCCUGCUUCCGAGCCUGAACUUGAGCCCAUUGACAUUCACCUGGAGAAGCUCAAGAAGCAGCCGCCUCGCACGCACUCUCAGCUCCGAGAACUGCAGCAGUCCAGGUCGGCCACGGGGCUGGAUGAGGUGGAUGUUGGCCGCAAGCAGAAGAGGGAACACUGAGUGGUCUUUUUGUGCUUUCUUGCCUUUUGGGUUUUUCCCUGUUUUCUGUCAUUGUAUUCACUGCAUUUGUUGGAGUUGUUGCACUACUUUAUGGUUGAACCUGACACUAGAUCAAGUGAAAUGUUGUCACCUAAAGGGAUCAAAAGUACUUUGGCACUGUGUUGCUGAAUUUGUUUACAACAAAAGUUGACAGGACAACAUGCAACAUUGGCUUUUUAAGACUAUUUUUGUCUUGUUUGUGUUGCUGUUCAAAGGUUAUGUUGUAUUUUAUUUAAUUUAUUUGCAUUUGAAAUCGAGCUCUGUCUCAUGUGCUAAAGCUUACCUCAGGCUGUUUUGAAAAUAGCCCAGUAGUCAGAGGACAGUAGUGUAAAAUAAUGGUAGCUUGAAAAGACAUUUUUCAACGUCGGAGAAAUAGGAAUAGCCAAGUAUGUCUUGCGUGUAGCGUCUGUGACGGAUGUUUAUAAUUUGUGUUUCUUUUUAUUAUGAUUUUUGUGCAAUCAGUGAACAUUGUAAGACUGAUAGUUGUGGAAUAACAUGGGAUGCAUGUUUUGUACUGUAAAUUAAGUAAGAAAAAAACAAUAUCAGUUUACAUGUUAGGUUCUCAUCGGGGGGGGGGUUCAGUCUAUUCUGUUUUUAAACUAAACUUUUUAUUAUUUCCAUCUUUUAAAGGAACAACUAAAGGGAUCAUCCAGAUUACAAAUCCAGUGGAAAACUGAGUUAUUUGUAUCUGACUUAUGCACCGUUUCAAGCUUCCCCCUAGUUCCUGCCUUGCAUCAGCACUACUGUUCUUGUCAAUAAAGAUGAAUUUGUCUACUGA
This is a messenger RNA of Monopterus albus (swamp eel), 2112 nucleotides long. Its product is annotated as tetraspanin-15. Gene Ontology annotation, cellular component: plasma membrane. The transcript is spliced from 8 exons. Bases 237 to 1295 code for a protein of 352 amino acids. Lineage: Eukaryota; Metazoa; Chordata; Actinopteri; Synbranchiformes; Synbranchidae. The record is from RefSeq and is a predicted model, not a curated record.